This is a messenger RNA of Scleropages formosus (Asian bonytongue), 5646 nucleotides long. RefSeq names its product G protein-coupled receptor, class C, group 5, member Ba (gene gprc5ba). Lineage: Eukaryota; Metazoa; Chordata; Actinopteri; Osteoglossiformes; Osteoglossidae. The transcript is spliced from 4 exons. Gene Ontology annotation, molecular function: protein kinase activator activity; protein kinase binding; G protein-coupled receptor activity. Gene Ontology annotation, cellular component: extracellular exosome; intracellular membrane-bounded organelle; signaling receptor complex. Gene Ontology annotation, biological process: G protein-coupled receptor signaling pathway. The coding region runs from base 1308 to 2495 and encodes 395 amino acids. The record is from RefSeq and is a predicted model, not a curated record.
CCAGACCCACCAGAGAGCAGGCACGGGUCAAACCUGCUGAGCCACCGUACCCCCCCAAAUACCUUGAACCGAUAGAGUAAAAAGUGCCCAGCUGGAUAAAUAAUUGUAAGUUGCUUUUGUGCAAGGCAUUAGCGAAAUGAAUUAAUGCAAAUUCAAAAGUAAAGGGAGGAGAAAGGCAGGAAAAGGCAUGGAAAAUGGGUGGGUGAGAAGAAGAGAAACCGUGAGCGAGAUGAAGGUCAGGAGAGAAGGUCGGAGCAGACGGAGGGGCAGGAGAGGAGGAGUAGCCCCGUCGGGGCGGAAGGAUUGGCUACUCUCGGCGCUGCGAAGGCGGACUUAGGGUGGGGACGGUGACUUCUUCGUAAUCUUCUAUCACACCGCUAAAUUGGGGAAUGUGUGCACAUCUGGAUGCGUCUCAAAUUCAGGAUUAUCCUCUACUCCAUAAAAAUGGCCCCAAGCUGUGCUUGGCUGCAAAUCCCCAUCUCCCGCACAGCUGUGGCUACAUGCUGUGGGUGUGCAUCUGUGUGCAUGCAGGGGGCAGUGCGUGCGUCCCUUGGUCCCUGUGCUCCCCCUGCCAGCACCCCGCCCCCACCCCAUCCCCCAGUCCACACCUCGGUCCGAACCUCAGGCGGCCUGCGGCGGGGCAAAGUUAGGACACCCUCACGUGGCGCGCCGUGCCAGAAGGCGUUCGUUUCCACCCGGUCGGACAAUUGCGCAGGAGCGCGAACGUAAAGUCUCCCGUCUUGUCGCGUGGGAGCCCGCGGCUGACGCGGUGACGGCCGGCCUUCCCCUGCGCUGCCGCCGCUUACGUAAGUGGGCGUCCGAGGAGCCUCGGCCAUUGGCUGGAAUUUCUCGGGGAAAGACAGAUUGGACGCGAGGCUCCUCCCUUCGUUUGCGACCAGACGUCGCGCCCCCUUGGACCCUCGCCGAACAGACCCGUGAAACAAAAAUGCGGGACUGCUGCAGUCCAUGGCUACAUAGGGCUCUAUAAAUAGUGAAAGUAAAAGGUACGAGGGGGUCGAAGUUCCUAUUUCACAACUGAAUUUCGCAGAAAUUCACAAGUUUCGCAACUGAAUUUCGCAGUUUUUUUUUUUUUUUUUCCCUUUUCAGUUGGAACGGUCUGAUAACCUCCUCCAAAGUAAACGCCCAAGGCUUUAACCCUUUGACCUUUUGCUCACAAAGCCAGGUCAUUAUCCGGCGGACCACCUGCUGUUGUCAGUGUCACGUAAAAUGUCCGUGAACUUAACAAAAUCGCUGUUCACUCGUCAUACACGCGGACGGCGGUGGCAGGGAUUUCUUGCGAGUCAGCGAUGCCGUUCUCUCCGAUGUUCCUCCUCCUCAUCCUCCCGGCCCUGGUGGGUUGCGGCUCCUCCCAGGACAAAGCCCUUCCGCGCGGCUGCGGCUCCUUCCUGCAGCGACCCUACACGGCGCUGUGCGACCUGGAGGUGGUGUGGGGCGUCGUGGUGGAGGCGGCGGCGGGCGGAGGCGCCCUGGCGGCGCUGCUGCUCGGCCUGGUGCUGCUGUGCCGCCUGCGGCGCGUGAGCGAGGCGGAGAAGCGCGGCGGGGUGGGGCCGCUGCUCCUGCUGCUGCUGGGCGUGGUGGGGCUCUGCGGCCUCAGCUUCGCCUACCUGAUCGAGCGCGACGAGCGCCUGUGCAUCGUGCGGCGCGCCCUCUGGGGGGUGCUCUUCGCUCUGUGCUUCUCCUGCCUGCUGGCCCAAGGCGUGCGCCUGCGGCGGCUGGCGCGAGGGGGGCGGAGCCCGAGCGGCUGUGCCCUGGCGGGGCUGGCGCUGGGGCUCACGCUGGUGCAGGGCAUCGUCGCAGCCGAGUGGCUGCUUCUCACGGUGGCGCGACAGGGUCAGCCAGCCUGCCACUUCCUGCCGCUGGACUUCGCGCUGGCCUGCAGCUACGUGCUGGUGCUCCUGCUGGUGGCGCUCGUGGCCUCGGGAUGCGCCACGUGCGGGAAGACGAGGCCGUGGAGGUGCAGCGGAGCGUGGCUCUUCGUCUCCUGCCUCGCCUCGGUCCUGCUGUGGGCCGCCUGGCUGGGCUUCUACCUCUACGGCAACGCGGCGCUGGGCCUGUCCUCGGACUGGGACGACGCGGCGCACGCCGUGACGCUGGUGGCGCAGGCCUGGCUGCUGCUGCUGCUUCACGCUUCGCCGGAGGCCCACGCCUGCCUGCGGCCGCCGCCGCAGCCCUCCGCGCCCGACUACUUCGACACCUCUCAGGCCCCGCCUCGCUUGAGGGAGGCCAGCUUCGACGAGGACAUCCCUCUCUCGCACCGGCAGUUUGUGGAGAACCAGGCCUUCUCGUUCGAUGACAGCAACGCAGGUGACGCGGCGGCGGCGCGCUCCGGGGGCCAGAGGAACGGCAGCACCGGAACCAGGCCCAGCGCCCCCUUUCGCAGCAACGUGUACCAGCCCACCGAGAUGACCAUGAUCCUGAACGGGGGUGCGGUUCCCUCCGCACCCCCCACCUACACGGGGAGACAGCUGUGGUGAGAGAGGAGGACCGGGACCGGGAGAGGAGACGACGUCCUCGUCUCCAGGAGGCCACGGGUCGAGACUUGACGGCGUUGGCGGUUUCUUUCAUUCACUUGUCUUGUUUGUUUUUUGAUGCUGGGGACACCGACGGGAACGUGUCGCACCGCGCGUGCCAUCGAGAUGCGGACCGGAGGCUGCUUCCGCCGCCGCGUGAGGUCCGGUCGUGGCGGGAAGGGUGAAGCACAGGACCGGCUGAGGAAUACCAUGGGGUGGAAGGGCAGGACUGAAAUCACAGUAGAGGACUCCUUAGAUGUAACAGCUUAAAAAAAAAUACAUUUAUAUAUAUGUAUAUAUAUAUAUAUAUAUACCACCAACUGGUAACUGGUCAGGUUUCUUAUCCAUACAUGAAGUCAGCUGGGAGAAAGGGACACUCAUUCAUUACACCACUUACCAAGCAUUCAAAGUGCUACAUGAUAGGAACCAGUAGUUUUAUUUCGCUGUGUAUCUACACACGCGAUUUAGUACGAUCUACUAAAACGUCAAUGCAACGUACGGUGGCGCGGCAAAUGCCCGAAAACAACGGAAUUCCGGAGGGGUCGGCAAAGGCCGCGUAAGGAAGCCGCCCUCGCCUUCCCUCUCGCGCACGGAGGAAGGAACCGGCCGCCGUGCGGCGUGACCGCUCUGCAAAAGCUCCGCCCCCAAACUCGUGCUCUCGGUUGCGAUGCGGUUCUGCUCGGCGGGAAGCAGAGAGCUCGCAGACAAGGUUCUCUGCAACCUCACCUUACUGAAAGGCCUUCCCGGUCAGCUCGGAUUGGCGAGGUCUUAUUAGAUCACCCUGACUUGCGUGUGUGUGUGUGUGUGUGUGUGUGUGUGUGUUACCGUACCGAUUCACGUUUAUGCGCUGAGCGUGUCUGCGUUUCCGCUCUUCCUUUUAAAACGGAAUAUCGCACCUGGCCCAAAUCACAGCCGGUUCACUUUGAAACCUUGGGUUCACGUGCUCUUUCAGAUGGAUUUUCCUGCGAGGUCCACCGUUCUCCCUCAGGACUUCCGCGUCAACGGAAACGAACCGCCUUCCGCUUCUCGGACACCCGCUCAUCCCCAGACAGGAAGACCCGUGAACAUAAGUGUUAUUUAUCUGACUGUUUGGAGACCGGGCCAGGGCAGUAUUAAUUUCACCGGAAAGGAAAAAAAAUAUAUAUAUUUUGGAUCGCAUUUGGUCAGGCAGGCAAGAGGUGAUCUUUUUUCAUCAUUUUUGUCCGUCCGUGUAAAUUCUUCCAUCCGCAUUUACCGCAGUGCAUCGCGGUCAUCGUGUUAAAUUCCUAGGACCAAUUUCUCCGUCAUCCUCGGUGCUUUUCGGCUGGCAAGAGCCAUCAGAAUGCGGUCACGUGGUCCCCCCUGGAGGGUGGAAACCUUGCCACUGAUGAGCGAGACUGCGCCGCAGUAGUGAUGGGUAGCAGUCGGUCGCGGUGGUUCUUUGUACCCGACGUGGUUAAACCACAAAACCGCAACUGAUCCCGGACCGAGGAUGCCGCACUGGAGGCGCAGCGGAGCUCUGAUGAACCAGACAGCUUGGGGGAUCAGUGAAAGUGUGCGUGGGGGGUGUAUUAGGGUCGGGCCUCAAAUCUAGGUCAGACGUCUGUUGUUUUCUACUUCUCGGGGACUAGCGGCUGCUCGCGUCGCCAUGAAAGACAGUCAUCCGGUACCUAGGGAAGUAGAGCAGGGGGUGGGGUCGGAGGGUCCAUUCUAAUUGUUCCCUUAACGAGAGCCAAUUUUUGUCAGCGGCGCCAUGGGAGCGUCGGGCUUGGGUCUCCGGUCUCGAUGAAGGGACGGUCGCCGUGGCUCUCUUGGAGCCACCCAACAGCGCUGUGAGAAAUGACGCUUGGACGAAAGAGGAGGAGGGAUUCCGCUCAGGUCACCGGCUCCGGGCUGCCCGUUGACCACGUGAGGGAGCACCGCCCCGCUGUCCUCAUUACCGAGGGACAGCUCCGUCCCCUUUUUCUCUUUAAACAAUGUCUGUGUGCCACGAGGGAGCGGCCGCUCAGCCAGGGUCCUCUUGCAGCUUUUCGGCUCGAGCGCCAGCCUAGCCGCCGUAGGCGAGGGCGAACGCUCCUCCGCUCCGGUGCAGCCGCGUCGAGCGAUGAUGGCGAAACGUUGGGUCGCGUUCGUGCGAGACUUCAAAAAGAGCGACGGCGACGAUGGGACUCAGACACCAGCCACGAUAUUACGAAAUGUAAAAUUUCACGGUUUACUUUGACGUGUGACCGCAUUGCCUCGGCCAUUAAUUGUUCCCUUGCUACUUUCUUUUUACCUUACGUUUUUUUUUUUUUUAAAGUCUAUAAAGAAUUUGAUAAACGGAUUCAAGACAUGCUUGUAUUUGAAUUAUUGAACUGUGAUUAUUUUUGGGGGAAAAAAAAAAAAAAUGUCUGGAGGAGACCCACUGUAAGAUUUUCUGUACUUUUUCCUAAACUGUUGACCUAGUCACAUGCAGUAGUUCUUCCGCUGGUCAAAACCCGUACCGUGUGUCACGUACCUUGGGAAUAUAGCUGUGUUUUUCAGACUAAGGCAUGUCGUGUGAACUCCAAACCAGGACGAUUGUUGUAUUUUGCACUUUACGAAGGACGUACGGCUCCGUACGAUCUAAGAAGCGGAAGGCCAUCCCUCGUCCUUGACCUGGCCUUGACCGGGCUUGCGUGAUCCAACCGCGGGGACGAGUUCGGGGGGACAACAGUCUGGGUUAUCGGUCCGUGACUUAUUGAUCCAGGCCCACAUCUGAGAACAGGUUGCUGGUCCGGGCCUUCUCUAGAGGAUAACAAACUAGCACGCUGGCUUUGCUCGAAGACCCCUUUGCCAAUAACCGUGUUUAUUAACCACGAUUUCAGCAUUCGUCACAGAGCGCGGAAGCCAAAAGUUGUCCGAGAAAAAAAAUAACCUCCCAAUCUGCGUACGCUUCACUUCCCCUUAGGCCUGGAAUACAAGAAUUAGCUCGUUCUAUUUAAAAUUCGAACGAUUAUUUAUGCAGUAACGUGAAGGCGUAUAUUUCCAGUAUUAAUCGACAAGGGAGAAGAUUUUUCCUUAAGGUAUGGCAAGAGAGGGGGGUGCGGUGGCACGGUGGCACGGUGGGUCUGGGGUUCGAGUCCCGCUUGGGUUGCCUUGCCACGGACUGGUGUCC